UCUCUUUGUAAAUCAGGGGACUGGACCUCAUGCUGCAUGCUCAGGGCAGCUGUCUCUCAUCCCUAGCUGGUAUCGCGAUAAUUUGCUCCCACAUUUGUUUUUUGUUCAGGACUUAUUUUUAAAAAGGGAUGGUACACAUCUUUUGAGGGCAGGGGAAGAUUUCUUCUCAGCAUGUUCUCAGAAAACAUUUAUAUUAACACGAACUUCAAAAAUAAACUUGAUUCUUCAGACAUCAAAGCAGACUCUCCUCCAGCUCCUCAAAAGAAGACCAAGUCUCACGAAAGUUGUCAUAGAUUCUCCAGAGUCCUCCUCACUUCACUCACAAUAUACUUCCUGCUGUUGACAAUCUUAAUCUCCACUGCUCUGAUCAUUUUGUUUAAAAAAUAUUCUCAACUUCUUGAAGAAAAAGAAAUCAGAAAAGAACUGACUUAUACUGAAUUGGAAUGUACAAAGCAGCAUACACUUUUGAAAGACAAAGUCUGGAGCUGUUGCCCAAAGGACUGGAAGGCAUUUAGUUCCCACUGCUACUUUGUUUCCACUGACUUGGCAACUUGGAGCCAGAGUGAGGAGAAGUGCUCCAGCAUGGGCGCUCGUCUGAUGGUGGUCCACAGCAAGGAAGAGCAGGGUUUCAUCACCAAGAUCCUGGAAGUUAAAGUUGCUUAUUUUAUCGGGCUCUCGGAUCCAGGUCAUCGACAGUGGCGAUGGGCUGAUCAGACACCAUACAAUGAAAGUGCCACGUUCUGGCACCCAGGUGAGCCCAACGACAACCAAGAACAAUGUGUUGCAAUAAAUCAUCGACGUUCUAGUUGGGGCUGGAAUGACAUCCUUUGCAGUAGUAAACAGAAGUCUGUUUGUCAGAUGAAGAAAAUAUACUUAUGAAAAUGUAUUCCCCAUGGACACAUGAUUGCAUUUUUAUCCACCAUUACACAGACACCAAGUUCUUUUUGUAGAAGAGAUGUCCACAAAAUUUUAGGUAGGCAUCCCACAGUUAUACCUAUAAUAUGGGUCCUCAUACACAUUUAUUUAUUCAUCCUUACUCUCUUUAUAUAACGAGAACUUCCCAUGUACCAGAGACUAUACAGGAUCCCUUUGUGCAUAUGUGGAAGCACACCAGCUUCUCUGCCCAUUCUUAGAUUCCUGAAGCCUUAAUUGAUGAUAGAAUUGUAUGGUGUGGUCCCUCUACCCAUUUCUCUGUCUUUUUUCCUCUGUUAUUGGAUUUAUUGAUGUCUAAUUGACAAAUCACAAAUAUUAAUAUUACACUGACUUGUGGAACUGCACUGGGCAAUGGCUAUCACAAUUAGGUUAACAACACCCUCUAUUAUCUUUCAUAGUUGCCUGUUUUGUGUGUAUGUGAUGUUAGAACAUUUAAGAUCUUCUUAAGCACAUUCAGACAGACAGGGUGACAUUGUUAUGUACUGCCACUUUGAUCCUCAGUGCUUACUCACAUUUCAUUUGGCAGUUCGUACCUUUCCAUCAUCAAUUUCAUGUCUCCCAAUACCUGUAUUACCAGGAACCAUUCAGGAACUUGGUCUUCAUGGCUAGUGUGUGGGGUACUGUGGGUGCUGUGAGGCUGAUGAGGGUCUCUAAGGAGUGGCUAAUCCUAGACUGGAUGACCUUCAUCAACAGAAAUUUUGAGAAGAUGAUAGCAACCUUCUAAUGGCACCCCCAGUGAUUCUUGGUGUCUCACCUUGAUGCAUGCCACAUUAGGGAUAGCCUCUGCCCUGUAGAUGGACGCUGAGGAGACCCACAUGUCCCAUGGAAGCCUUUCAACUGUUUAUUAUGAAUAUUUUGAAACAGAAGUUGACUGGAUGGUGUCAUCGAUACUCAUAUAGCUACUGUCUAUAUUAAUGGCUGUUGACAUUUUGAUAAUUUGAUAUAUAUAUAUGUGUGCGUAUGCAUAUAUACAUACAUGUGAUAUGGGAUAAUGCUCUUGUAACUGUAAAGAUUUGUCACUGUAUUGGUUUAAUAAAAAACUGAUUGGCUAGUAGCUAGGCAGGAAGUAUAGGUGGGGUGACCAGACUAUGACAAUUCCAGGAAGAGGAAAGGCAGAGAUGCAGUUGCCAGCUAGACAUAGAGGAAGCAAGAUGAGAAUGUCUCACUGAGAAAAAGUACCACACCAUUUGGCUAAACAUAGAUAAGAAUUAUGGGUUAAUGUAAGCUGUAAGAGUUUUUCAGUAAUAAGCCUGAGCAAUAGGCCAAACAGUUUAUAAUUAA
This is a messenger RNA of Mesocricetus auratus (golden hamster), 2214 nucleotides long. Its product is annotated as C-type lectin domain family 4 member A. The record is from RefSeq and is a predicted model, not a curated record. The coding region runs from base 172 to 879 and encodes 235 amino acids. The transcript has 6 exons. NCBI's taxonomy places the organism in Eukaryota, Metazoa, Chordata, Mammalia, Rodentia, Cricetidae.